AUGUUGAGAAGGAUCUUACAUCCUGGAUUUGCAGCCCUUCUACUUCUGUUAGUCCCUAUAACAUGUAAAGCCAAGCGGAAUCAUCAGCUCUGUACCUCAUCCUGCGGGAAUAUUCAUAAUAUAAGCUACCCUUUCCGACUGAAAGAUGAUCCAGAGAGCUGCGGAGAAAGCGAGUAUGAGCUGGCUUGUGAGAAUAACCGCACAAUCUUAUACUUGUAUUCAGGAAAAUACAAAGUAGAAGAAAUCAAGUAUGAGAACUUCACAAUAAGGGUUGUUGAUGACUUCUCUUCUCUGCCUCUGGAUUCCUGUACUUACAGAAACUUUACUCUUCAAAGUCCAAUUAGAUAUUGGCUGUCUCAUGAGAAUUCGGCUCUAAAUUUUAUUGAUUGUGAAGCUCCAAUAAGUUCUUCUGACUACGUGGAUAUGGCAUCUUGCAGAGAGAUUUGGAGGUCUGGGUCUCAACUUGUGGGCAGAAGAUUGACGAUAGUUCUUGUUCAGGCAUCCAUGAUGGGCUGCGAUAUGGGACUGGCCUUCAUUGGUGCAAGUGUCUCUCCUCCGUGUGCCCUCGUUGCGGUUUUACAGUUUCAGGGUACCAGUGGCCUUGGGUUGUAG
Messenger RNA from Vitis vinifera (wine grape), 612 nucleotides. RefSeq lists its product as uncharacterized. Bases 1 to 612 code for a protein of 203 amino acids. The transcript has 3 exons. Lineage: Eukaryota; Viridiplantae; Streptophyta; Magnoliopsida; Vitales; Vitaceae. Gene Ontology annotation, molecular function: polysaccharide binding. The record is from RefSeq and is a predicted model, not a curated record.